AUGGCAAUACCGGGCAUUUGGUGGGUGGACCUUCAGAUUGAUGGCGUCAAGCGCGGGUAUCUUUCUCAACAGCCUGUUUCGCGCAUGCCACACCCUGGUUCUGUCAUUGCCGCUAGCUUUACCUCGCCCAUUGAUGCGCUCUAUCUCGCUGCAGUGUUCAACCCGAUAUUUACGGUUUCACAUCUUGGCACACGCAAAGUAAAGCGCGUUUCCCUUUUCCAAGCUAUAGCACACGCUCUUAGCCCCGUUCAGAGCACCUCUGCGGCCGCGGAAAUGGAGCCUAGAAAAAGCAUGACAGAUGUGCGGGCGCUUCUCGACGCAUACCCUGGUCGGAUUAUAGUUGUGUUCCCAGAGUGCAGCACCACAAAUGGCAAGGGAGUGCUGCCAUUCAGCCCUUCUUUACUCACGACACCUCCCACCGUCAGGAUUUUCCCCGUGAGCCUACGCUACACGCCACCAGAUAUCACGACGCCUAUUCCGGGAGCCUGGGUGGCAUUCCUCUGGAAGCUUCUCAGCCGGCCAACUCAUUGUAUCCGCGUCCGUAUCGCAGAAGGCAUAUUAAAUGAGACGGGCACAUUGGCGGGAGAGGCAAGCUCGUGCGGAGGUAGCUCUGGUAAAAAUUAUUCCGACUUAACACCGGAUGAGAAACACGUUCUCGAUCGUGUGGCUGAGUCGUUGGCUCGGCUGGGCCGUAAUAAGAGAGUAGGCCUGACUCUUGGAGAUAAAGAGGCGUUUGUGCAGGCCUGGAGACGGCCAAGGAGAGACUAG
This is a messenger RNA of Sporothrix schenckii 1099-18, 768 nucleotides long. Its product is annotated as vacuolar protein sorting protein Vps66. The record is from RefSeq and is a predicted model, not a curated record. Lineage: Eukaryota; Fungi; Ascomycota; Sordariomycetes; Ophiostomatales; Ophiostomataceae. Bases 1 to 768 code for a protein of 255 amino acids. The transcript has a single exon.